Messenger RNA from Stegodyphus dumicola, 5614 nucleotides. RefSeq names its product NAD(+) hydrolase sarm1-like. Lineage: Eukaryota; Metazoa; Arthropoda; Arachnida; Araneae; Eresidae. Gene Ontology annotation, cellular component: dendrite. The record is from RefSeq and is a predicted model, not a curated record. Gene Ontology annotation, biological process: negative regulation of MyD88-independent toll-like receptor signaling pathway; signal transduction; response to axon injury. Gene Ontology annotation, molecular function: NAD+ nucleosidase activity; signaling adaptor activity; protein binding.
CAACGGCGUCGAGGUAUGACGUUGGGCGUAAAAGUAGAUUCCCGUUUGUGUUUGUGUGUGUCCCAUGAGCUCUUACUAGAAAUAGCUCAAGACGAUGCUUUUCAGUCACGAAGUACCUCUGUUGAAACUGGUUACGUACUUACUCGCUAUGCCACCCGCAUCAUGCCCAGUUCUUCGCUGCUGACAGAUUUUCCCGCCGAUCCCAGAAAGGUUCCCGAAUUCCCGCCCGAUUUAGAGAACGGUGACACAGCUGCGUUAUUUCAAAGCGUCCAAGGCCGGUGUGCUGUAAUGAGCACCGUGUCUCUAACUACUUCCACUUACUCAUCGAGCUCUGAGAAGCUAAGCAAAACGGACUCCACCACGUUGUCCAAGAAGAAAGAGGAACUGCUUCGUAAUUUUACGAGGAGUUACAGCCUGACGAGCAACAACGAAGCACCUUUCAAGCUCAGCUCUGGUGACCGGAGGUUUUCCUUCGAUGAUAUUUUGGAUGAGAAAGAAGAGGAUCUGAGACCGGAGCGUACAGCUUCUUUAUCGCAAUUAUUAGAUUUAGAAGGAGUCCACGUAGAACACAAAAGUCAAGACACUGUGCGCCAGUCAUCUCGAACUUCGUCCAUGGAAACCAUGUCCAGUGGUGAUAAUAGGACACGGAUCUUUGCCAAAAAGAAAAUUAUGCACGACAUUUCAUCAUCGCUGUCUUCUCUCUCGAAGGUGACAAUAUCCUCUAAAGCAUUUAGCAGUCAGUCCACUCAGUCAGCUCAAAAUUUGAACCAUACAGGUACAAAUGAAACUAAAAGCUGUCCAUUAUCUCAGGUUUUUCAGCGAUCUAAAAAUAGUCCUACCUCCAAGACGGGCUCUAAUCGACCUCCUCAGGCACCAAAAGCAGAUAAGCUUCAGGAUGAUUUUGACUUAUUAGCGAAAGCUGUUGAAUCUCCUGAUCAGGAGCUGGCUAUGGGUCGCGUGAUAGCACGUAUGGAUGCUCUCAUCGAUAACCUGAAAAAUGCGAUCUGUAAGAAAGAAGAGCUGGAUACACUCUACUUGAUGAAUGACCUCAUAAGAAAAUCUUGGGCUGUCAGCACUGUAGGUUAUGACUUGGGAUCUAGUCUCUGUAAAAGCCUCCUGAAUAAAGGUGGCAUUGAACUGCUGCUUAACAACUUCACUUCUGAGGAUGACGCCAUUAAAUUUGAAAGUGCACGUUUACUGGAACAAACGCUGACUACUGAUGUCCGUUCUUACAUUGCCACGAAAGAUCUCUCAACUGUUGUCCAAGUAGCAUGCGAAUGUUCCACAUCUCCUUGCGUUGAGAAAACUCGAGUCGGGGCAGGCAUUCUGGAGCACCUUUUCAAGACAGAAGAACACACUUGUGAUGAGGUGAUUCGUCUGGGUGGCCUAUCUGCCAUCCUCUACGAGUGCAGGAACAUGGAUAUUGAAACAUUGAGGCACUGUGCCGCAGCUUUGGCAAACCUGUCAUUACAUGGGGGCCAUGAAAACCAGGAGGCCAUGAUACAACACAAAGUACCAGAAUGGCUGUUUCCACUUGCUUUUCAUACGGACGACAACAUCAAAUAUUAUGCAUGCCUGGCCAUUGCAACACUUGUUGCUAACAAAGAAAUUGAAGCCGCAGUAUUGAGGUCCGGAACACUAGACCUCGUCGAGCCCUUUAUUACUACUCAUUCUCCAGCUGAGUUCGCUCAAAGUACCGUUGCUCAUGUACAUGGACAAUCCAAGACUUGGCUAUUGAAACUAAUACCCGUCCUCAAUAGCAAAAGAGAAGAAGCCAGAAGUUUAGCAGCUUUCCAUUUUGCCAUGGAAGCUGGCAUAAAAAAGCGACAAGGAAAUACAAGUCUGUUCCGUGAGAUUGGGGUAAUCAACUGUCUGAAGAACGUUGCUAGUUCUCCAAAUGCUCUUGCCUCUAAAUAUGCAGCACAAGCUCUGCAACUCAUAGGAGAACCCGUGCCCCAUAAGUUGUCCCAACAAGUGCCUUUGUGGACAGUCGAAGAUGUUGUCGAGUGGGUAAAACAGAUUGGCUUCUCUGAAUACACUCAGGAAUUUCUGAAUAGCAGAGUAGAUGGUGAUUUACUCUUACAAAUGACAGAAAAGUCCUUAGAAAAUGACAUAUGUUUAGCAAAUGGACUGCUAAGGAAAAGGUUCCUAAGGGAUCUGAACCAACUCAAGUGCUUGGCUGACUAUUCUUCAUGUGAUACAACAUCUUUGAGCUCUUUCCUACAAAGUACCGGACCUGAAUUCUGCCAAUAUACCUAUCAGAUGCUGCUGAGUGGUGUCCAAACAGACAGUCUCAGGGACCUCGUUCCAGAGCAGUUGGAAGAGGAAUGUGGCAUCACCAACAGUAUCCAUAGAAUGAGGCUGAUGCGGGCCAUCAAAGGCUUGAGUUGUAACCGUAACGGCCUUGACUCUGGUGAAGAACUGAAUCCUAAAAGUUUGGAUGUAUUCAUUAGCUACCGGAGAUCAAAUGGAUCACAGUUAGCGAGUUUAUUAAAAGUCCAUCUACAACUCCGAGGUUUUAGUGUUUUCAUUGAUGUAGAACGUCUUGAGGCAGGAAAAUUUGAUAACAACCUCUUGAAUAGUGUAAGACAAGCAAGGCAUUUUCUACUUGUUCUGACUGCUAAUGCUUUGGACCGGUGUAUCAACGACACCGAAUGUAAAGAUUGGGUGCAUAGAGAAAUUGUGGAAGCACUAAAGUGUCAAUGUAACAUCAUUCCAAUUUUGGAUAACUUUCAAUGGCCAGAAGCAGAAUCCUUGCCAGAAGAUAUGAGGGCCGUUUCUUAUUUCAAUGGUGUUAGGUGGAUUCAUGAUUACCAAGAUGCAUGUGUAGAGAAACUGGAGAGAUUUAUGAGAAAGGAAAUGAAUGUUCGAGCAGAUGGACCCAUCGGGAAACAUCUAGGAAUUGAAGGCUCAGCGUCGCCAGACAAAUUUUCUCCUUUAAACAGAACUUUGCCUCAUGGCUGUCAUCACAAUAAUAUCAAUGACAGCGGCAGCAACAGUAGGUGAGAUCACCGUCUGGUAUGACAACCCGAUAGGUGUGUACAUUAAACGUCUAGAAGUGGAGCUCAUAACUAAUGAAGCAAUACAAAUGCAUACAGCGUUUGUUAAAUAAUUCUUGGAAAGAUCCAUAACCAUCGAAGCCAAGAAUUUCUGCUCUUCUCUUUCAAAAAGGGGAAACUUUAAGUUGAGCACAGAUACAUCAUAUGCAAAUGCUACUAAAAUAAGUGAUAUUUUUUGUUCCAGCCAAGAUAAGCAAAUAUGUUUGCAACUUAAUUUUAAACACAUGUAUUUAUUUUUGAAACAGUAUUUUUUCCAGCUUGGAAGAAUUUUUCCAUAUUUAGUGGUUUAAGUAAAACAGGAAUUUUAUUUUAGUCUAUCGUUACAAGAUUUUAGCAUAAUUUUCUGUAAAUGAUGUACAGUGUAUACAAUAUUGAGAAAUAAAAGGAACUAAAUGUAAAGAAGUUAUACAAUCAGAAAUGAAAAUUCUAAGUUCAGAACCAAGCAAAAAAUUAUUAGCCAAACCCAGCAACUGUAAAAUUAACUCUAAAUUAAAACUGAGUGAAUUAAACUGUAUGGAUUUGAUUAUAAAUUUAAUAAAAUGUUAUUAUAUGAUAACGAACCGUGAGUAUUUCCGUAUACUAUCUUUUCAAUGCAAAUGAACCACGAAAAUAAACUCACGUGGCUAUUCGGAUCGUUUUAAUUCCAUGAAUAAAGUGGGUGGAUAGAUGUGGUCUUCGACAAAAGGGCGUUUUAUGACUUUAUAUCACUAUUUAGCUCAGUAUAACUUAAUAAAAAGUUACAAAAUACAAUCACUAUUUAGCUCAGUAUAACUUAAUAAAAAAAGUUACAAAUUAUUCAACAAUAUUUUUUUAGGAAAUGCCAUUAGUAAUAACACUUUACCCUAUUAAAGCAGCUAUUAAAUAAAGUUUUUGAAUCUCCUAAAAUGCGUGUUUUUUUACUUGAUAUCCCAUCUAAAUGCAUCUAAAUGUUUCUUCAGAGUUCAAGUGAGGGUUGCGUGUCCCUUUCUGGUCCUAAGAAAGCAAAUAUUGUUGUAGCACAUAAUAUAACAAAAAAUAGAAAUCAACUCGCUAAUACCAUAACUGUACUAUAAAAUAAUUAACAUACAGUACUGUAAAAUAGUUUGAAGUUUUCAGAAUGAGAGAAUGAUAAAAUAUUGCAGAAAAGAAUCAUUAAAUUUCAUUGCUAUUACAGGAUAACCGAGAUUUGAAUAAAACUAUACGGAAAUUUUUUUAAUUCCUAAUAUUUAAAAAGAGAUUAAAAAAUUGAAUUGCCGAAGAACAUAUUUCAUAUAAUUUAUAAAACUCAAGCAGCUUUGGAAAGUUUUGAACUGAAGCAAAGUUAAAAAUAUUUAAAACAAGCUGCAAAAUAAAAUAAAAUUGCAAUUCAAAGCAUUUUUUCGGGAAUUAACUUGAAUUUACCUUGAGCUUUUUUCUGUGCCUUACUUUUGAUUCUGUAAGCAGAGUUAGUUGCUGUAAUUUUGCUACUUCAAAAUAUUGUUUUGAAUUUUACGCUUUUACAACAGACGAUAUGUAAAUAAUUUCUAGUCAAUGUUAGGAAUAAUAUUUCACACUGAAUACAUGACUUGUGCUUUUUUUUCUUCUUGAAACUGCAAAAUUGUCACUUUAAAAAAUGCAUUAAAAGUCUCUCCUUGUCUUCAGAGCAUUAACACUUUUUAUUUAAAAAAUUCCACCUCAAGUUUAACUAUUUUUGUUUUAAGAUCUUGAAUUAAAUCUGAUAUUAUGACAAUAAACAUUAAAAAUCUCUAUGUUAUUAAAGUCCCCAUGCAUGAGAUAUUUAUCGAGUGUUCUUAGAAAGCAUAUUUGUGAUAUCGCGUAUAUGUGUUAUUUAAGACACGUACAGGCAAUAUUUAAAUUUUUUAGGUUUUAUAUGAUUUUUUUCUCAAAGUGUACAUUUAUUAUAGAUUUAUGCUUCCACGCAAAAUAAUUUAUAGUAUAUAUUAGCAUUUAUAAAAUAUUUAAAUUUUAGAAUACUUGAAAGAAGACAGAAUUACUUGCAAUAUAUAAGAAAUAUUUUUUUUAAAUAUUUCAUGUUUUUCACAAGAAAUACAAAUAUAUAAAUUUUAAAUAAUCAUUUUAUACACUAUAAUAUGUGAUAACAUUAUGUAAAAUUGACUAAAAUUAAUAAUUUUCUGUCGUGUAAUCGUACUGUUAUGGCUUGUGCAUUGUUGGAUGACUUAGCUGAAGCGCUCCUAGCUAUGGAUUAUUAUGUCGUAAAGAAAUCUUGCAAAAUUCUAUACUCAGAAAAUGUGAAGAUUUUUUAAUGACUUUGUUGUAAUUAUGUAGCUGUACUAUGUAGAAUAUGACUCUCUAAGAGUAAAGGGCUGAAGAAAAAGUGUCUUGGAAAGAAAGGGGGACUAUUCAAUAUGAAUAACAGAUCAGUAUGAUUAGAUAUAUUCCUUUUCAACAGCAAAGAAAUAGAACAUUUUUAAAAAUUAAAAAUAUAUUGCUUCAAUAUUCGAGUGAAAUGUCUUGUCAGUCUUAAAAACAUACUAGUCCAAAUAAUGUAAAUUAUUUGAUUUGUUUACGACAGAAAUUGUGCAUGUUAUUUAAAAUAAAAUGUGUUGUAACUUGUU